This is a messenger RNA of Ostertagia ostertagi, 486 nucleotides long. The record is from the annotation of a GenBank genome assembly. Lineage: Eukaryota; Metazoa; Nematoda; Chromadorea; Rhabditida; Trichostrongylidae.
UUCAUUGGAGAUGCCGGCAUCACAAUAGACGUGCCUAAGAUUGAACUGAUUCAAGAGGUGACGCGAUCCGGCUUCACUCCAAUAGAAUACCCAGCUCAUGAGAUCACCCGCGGCUUCGUGAAGAAGAGCUGCAGAGCGAGGAGGAUCCAUUACGGAAGAGAAAGCGAAGAAGAGGUUCGGAAACUGAGCGAGGUGAGGAAGAUGAAAAUUCUCGAUCGACGACGAAAAAGCACUCAGGAGAAUCCGAAUGGAAUACCCAUCAUGCAGGCAUUCCAGAAGGCUUAUCAAGAAGUUCGCUGUGGUCGACGUAGAUCCAUACAGGAUUUCGAAUUCUGUAAGGUGGCUCGCCAGCGACUGCUUCAUAAGAUGCAGUCACCAGCGAAGCCACAGAAAGCCGUGGCUUUCUGUGCUAUCAUAGCAGAAAAAGCCACUUUCAUGCAUACCACCACCUACAUUUCUCAUGGUACCAGCGAUGAUGUCAAUUAA